UCCAAAUCGCACAAAAAAAGCAAAGUCAUGUGGUGAAGCCGCUGUACCUGUACGCGAAGCAAUGAAAGCACACGCCCCCGUCUUUUCCCAAAGACGCGAGCUCGCCGCUGCGCAGCAUCCAGAUUCCAGAUAGUACUAUUGGCAAAGCACAGGUUUGGGGCGCCAUGGGCUCCUACCACUACACCUCCACCUCCCACUUCUUCUUCGCCGGCGGCGGCGAGGGGGAGUACUCCAGCUACAAGGGUACUGGUAGCACCGACACCCACAGGCCCACCACCGUGCGGAUCCCGGUUACCACCCCGGGCCCGGAGCGGCCGCCGGACGACGCGGCGGCGGCCAGGAUCCAGGCCGCGUUCCGGGGGCACCUGGUGAGGAGGCACGCCGCGGCCGUCCGCGGCGCCGACGACGAGGCGACGCGGCUGGAGCGGCUGCUCCGGAGGCAGGAGACAGUGGACGCCGUCCGCGGCGACGAGCGCGAGCGGGCGCGGUUCUCGGAGGCGCUCAUGGCCGUGCUGCUCCGCCUCGACGCCGUCCCGGGGUACUACCCGGCCGUGCGGGAGGCGCGCCGCGCCGUGACCCGCCGCGUGGUGGGGCUGCAGGAGGUGUUCGACGCCGUGCUCGCCGCGCCCGACGCCGCCGACACGUGCGGGGUCCCCGCCAGCCUGGAUCAGGUCCUCGAGGGGAUCUGGGGAGAGUCGCCGGCUGCGCCGCCACCGCCGCCGCCGCCGCCGCCGCCAGCGGCGGUGGAGGUGGAGGAGGAGGUGGUGAGGAGUCCGUGCUGGAGGAGAUUUUUCGGGGGAGUGUAGCAAGUGGUGUAAACUGUCAAAAGUGUAUGCAACCGAAUUUGUUGGGAAAUAUGCCGGAAAUAUGUUGGUGUGUACCUAUAAAGUAUUAAAGUGGUGUAGUAUAAUGCUAUGAACAAUCACGUAACAUAGUAAAUAACGGAUUAACAACAUGCUUGUUUUGAAUCUUA
Oryza sativa Japonica Group (Japanese rice) is the source of this 973-nucleotide messenger RNA. Its product is annotated as BAG family molecular chaperone regulator 5, mitochondrial. Gene Ontology annotation, cellular component: plasmodesma. The record is from RefSeq and is a predicted model, not a curated record. NCBI's taxonomy places the organism in Eukaryota, Viridiplantae, Streptophyta, Magnoliopsida, Poales, Poaceae. Gene Ontology annotation, molecular function: protein-folding chaperone binding. Gene Ontology annotation, biological process: protein folding.